UAACACUGCGUGCUGUUGUUUCCUGUAUAAAUAUUAUCAUGGCAAGCAGAUGGAAAAUUCUGCCUCGGAUUGUUGCACAGUCAGGACCCAAACACAGUGCCUCUGUGAUAUGGCUGCAUGGCUCAGGUGACACUGGACCAGGCGUGUUAGAAUGGAUCAACAUGGUCUGGAAAGAGGAGUUUCAAUUCCCACAUAUAAAACUGAUAUAUCCUACUGCAGACCUAAUUCCAUACACUCCAAAUGCCUGCCAACCGUCAACAGUUUGGUUUGACAGGCAACAAAUAUCUCCCAUGGUUCCAGAAAUUUUGUCAUCUGUAGAUGCUUCAGCUGCAAAAUUAAAUGAUUUAGUUCAAAAUGAAGUUGAUUCUGGAAUUCCACUGUCUAGGAUCAUAAUAGGUGGGUUUUCCAUGGGUGGAGGAAUGGCAUUCCACAUGGCAUACAGAUAUCAGAGAGAGGUAGCAGGUUGUUUUGCACUGUCAAGUUUCCUGAAUAAUGAGUCUGUAGUCUACAAGAAGCUUAGAAACGUUGAGGACAGAUCGGCCUUACCGCCAUUACUUCAGUGCCACGGGACCAGGGAUGAACUGGUGUUAUUUGACUGGGGAAAAACGACCUUCAAAACUUUGACAGACUUGGGUGACACUGGGCUAGGCGUGUUGGAAUGGAUCAAGAUGGUCUGGAAAGAAGAGUUUCAAUUCCAACAUAUAACACUGAUAUUUCCUACUGCAGAUCCCAUUCCCUACACUCCUAAUGCUCGCCAACUGACAACGGUUUGGUAUGACAGGCAACAAAUUUCACCCAUGAUUCCAGAAAUUUUGUCAUCUGUAGAUGCUUCAGCUGCAAAAUUAAAUGACUUAGUUCAAAAUGAAGUCGAUUCUGGAAUACCACUGUCUAGGAUCAUAAUAGGUGGGUAUUCCAUGGGUGGAGGAAUGGCAUUCCACAUGGCAUACAGAUAUCGGAGAGAGGUAGCAGGUUGUUUUGCACUGUCAAGUUUCCUGAAUAAUGAUUCUGUAGUUUACAAGGAACUUGAAAAAUUAGAGGACAGAACAGCCUUACCUUCAUUACUUCAGUGCCACGGGACCAGGGAUGAGCUGGUGUUAUUUGACUGGGGAAAAACGACCUUCAAAACUUUGACAGAAUUGGGUGUUUGUGGAGAAUUUCAUGAAUUUAACAUUUUCCAUGAAUUCAACAAGAAAGAAUUACAAAUAUUACAACGAUGGAUACUUGAUAAACUCCCACCAGAUUAAGAUAAAAGUGAUGCUGUGUAUUUUAUAGAUCUCUAUUUUAUUUAUUCGGAUGCUUUGUUUAAAAAAAAAAAGAUUUUACUUUUGUAUACAAUUUAAUAAAAUUUUAGCUAAUCUACAACCUCUGCAAUGAUAGGAACAUUCUAAGUAUUGCAGAGGAAUGUAGAUUAGCUACAAUUUAAAAAUAUUUAUAUUUUUAAAAUAAAAUUUUAUAUUUUUCAUUAUUCAGCAUAAAAAUGUCUAGUAUACAUGCAGAUCUUGAGGGAACCCAAAAUAUAGGGUUUGAAGCCCCACUCCCAGAGCAAACGACAUAUG
This is a messenger RNA of Magallana angulata, 1556 nucleotides long. RefSeq names its product lysophospholipase-like protein 1. The transcript has 9 exons. The coding region runs from base 39 to 1244 and encodes 401 amino acids. Gene Ontology annotation, cellular component: cytoplasm. The record is from RefSeq and is a predicted model, not a curated record. Gene Ontology annotation, molecular function: carboxylic ester hydrolase activity; palmitoyl-(protein) hydrolase activity. Gene Ontology annotation, biological process: protein depalmitoylation. Lineage: Eukaryota; Metazoa; Mollusca; Bivalvia; Ostreida; Ostreidae.